Messenger RNA from Nilaparvata lugens (brown planthopper), 10897 nucleotides. It is a transcript of the gene dop, whose product is annotated as microtubule-associated serine/threonine-protein kinase 3. The record is from RefSeq and is a predicted model, not a curated record. Gene Ontology annotation, molecular function: protein binding; magnesium ion binding; protein serine/threonine kinase activity. Gene Ontology annotation, biological process: peptidyl-serine phosphorylation; intracellular signal transduction. The transcript has 20 exons. Lineage: Eukaryota; Metazoa; Arthropoda; Insecta; Hemiptera; Delphacidae. The coding region runs from base 385 to 4782 and encodes 1465 amino acids.
CCCUUCUGCACCUACCCAGCACUCCCAGCAGUUUUGUCCUGCUGUGAGCAGUGGCAUUGUUGGUGACGGGCUGUCCGUGAUUGAAAAUUAUUAUUUUCAAUUUGUGAAUUAUAAAUGGAAUAUCAGAGGCAAUAUGCAUGCGGAUUGGGGUCAGUGAUAUUAUUAAGCUAAAGUUUCGGUGAGGAAAGUGUUUCUAAGACUUGAAAAAUGUAAUGUUAGUGUAAUGUGAAGAAGCCUUUGUCAAUAAUGACAAUUGCAACAUUAGGAUUUCUUCAGACCACGGAAGUCCGAUAUUAUUCAUGUAUAUUAUGGACAAAGGAUAGUUUUGAUGAUGAUUAUUUGGGUGUUUGAGCAAUUCGAAUUAGAAACUCAGUUACAAUUAACAUGGAUCCAAACAAAGGCAGGCCUAGUAGAGCAAGGUCCCGCUUGUAUUCGUUGACAACCAAAUCAGGGUUAGGUUUGACUCUUGAAGAACAAGUUUGGAACAACUCGAUCGAUGAGAGUGGACAUAGAAGAUACUCUGAUUCUGAAGAAAGGAUAGAGAAACCAAAUUUGAAAACUGAAAUGUCAAACUUGGUCUUUAUGAGGAACUCUACCUUAGGACAGUCUGCUCCUUCAUUGUCAAACACAAUGAAGGAGCUAAACAUAGGAAGAAGGAGUAGUAGAGUUCUGCAAAGAAAAAGCUUUAUUUCAAAUACAUCACCAACACUGCCAAGAUGUCACUCGCCAAUGUCAGGAAGUCCACUAGAAAGUCCACGCAUGUCUCCCAGUCAGCAUUUCCCGUUUCCUACAGUAAAAAGACCCUACAAUCACCUGGGCAACGAAUGUAGAGGAGAUGGAAGAAGAUGGUCAGUGGCCUCCCUUCCAUCAUCUGGCUAUGGCACAACACCUGGAAGCUCUAAUGUCUCGUCGCAGUGCUCGAGUCAGGAACGCUUGCACCAACUACCGUCGGUGCCGACGUCUGACGAAUUGCGGCUGCUGACUCGUCACUUCUCGUCAAAUGACAGCGCGGAUGACGAGGGCCAUCGCUCUCCCUUGAGUCGGCCGCGGUCUCGCAGCCUCAGCAGUCCCAGUCGCUCUCCAGUCAUGGACAAUGACAUCGUUGCCAUGAAUAUGCUCUACAAAGAACGCUUUCCCAAGGCCACACAGCAAAUGGAGGAACGGCUCAAGAACUUCAUCAACGAGAACCGAUCGGUGAUGCAUGAAUCUUCGCCCAUCAUCAGAUUUGUACACCACCAAGUUGUGGAGAUAGCGCGGGACUGCCUUUCCAAAUCGGAGGAAAAACUCAUCACUCGCCGAUACUUCUAUGAGAUGUCUGAGAAUUUGGAACGGCUUCUUGGAGAGGCAAAAGAAAAAUCGAUUGAAGCAGCAUCACAGCUUUCGGGAAUAAUAAAAAAGCUGUUAUUGAUAAUUUCAAGACCUGCGCGGCUGUUAGAAUGUCUGGAAUUCGAUCCUGAAGAGUUUUAUCAUCUACUUGAACAGGCUGAGGGCCAAGCUAAAAUCAACCAAGGAAUCAAGGCUGAUAUUCCCCAAUACAUCAUUACAAAGUUGGGGCUUAAUCGAGAUCCCAUGGCUGAUCUCAAAAAAGGUGGCUUUACAAACACCAAAUGUUUAGAACUUGAUAAUCUCAUGGUGCCACAAACAUCCACGCCUGAAAGAGAAUCGAAAUUUUCCAAGUUACCAUCCGAAAAGGAUUUUGACAUGAUCAAACUGAUUUCGAAUGGAGCGUACGGAGCAGUCUACCUUGUAAGACAUAAAGAAAGCAGGCAGAGAUUUGCAAUGAAGAAAAUUGUUAAAAAUAAUUUAAUGCUGAGAAAUCAAAUCGACCAAGUAUUCGCUGAAAGAGACAUAAUGAGCUUCACUGACAAUCCUUUCGUUGUCAGUAUGUAUUGCAGUUUUGAAACUAAGAAACAUCUGUGCUUGGUAAUGGAAUAUGUGGAGGGAGGUGACUGUGCAGCCCUUGUAAAAACUAUUGGACCCCUCCCGCCAGACAUGGCCAGAUUCUAUUUUGCGGAAACUGUGCUAGCAGUUGAAUAUCUCCACAGCUACGGCAUCGUACAUCGCGAUCUGAAACCUGAUAACCUUCUGAUUACUGCUCUGGGUCACAUCAAGUUAACAGAUUUCGGACUAAGCAAAAUGGGUCUCAUGUCGUUGGCCACAAAUCUCUAUGAAGUUUACAUCGAUCGAGACACGCGCCAGUUCUCCGAUAAGCAAGUGUUUGGCACUCCAGAAUAUAUAGCUCCGGAAGUCAUCUUGAGACAAGGCUAUGGAAAACCAGUUGACUGGUGGUCGAUGGGAAUUAUUUUAUACGAGUUCUUGAUCGGUUGCGUUCCCUUUUUUGGAGAGACACCAGAAGAAUUAUUCGCUCACACUGUCAAUGAUGAUAUUGAAUGGCCAUCUGAAGACGAUUGGCCCAUCCAGCCGGAGGCAAAAGACAUCAUCAGUGAGCUUCUUCAGCAGAACACGAGGGAUCGCCUUGGCACAGGGGGACCUCACGAGGUCAAGGAACAUCCUUACUUCGAUGGCAUGGAUUGGAACUCGCUUCUUCGCCAGAAAGCUGAGUUUGUUCCACAGCUGGACCACGAGGAAGAUACCAGCUAUUUUGAUACUCGCGUGGACAGGUAUAAUCACGACAUCGGUGAAGACACUGACGAUCCCGACGACUCAAUCACAUUUGGAACAUUCUCUUCGUGCUCGCCACAGUACAAAAAAGUCCAAUCUCGCUGGACGGUGGAAGACCACAAAGAUAUCAAGAAAUUUGUUAUUAGAUGUGAUUCGGCCCAGUCUGAAAACGAAUCAUCGUUUGCUCAACCACUGCCACCUGAAAACUCGUGCAGUCUCCAACCUCCAGGUAAUCCACGGUCAAGCUGCAACUUUUCGCAGCCGUUGUUCUCAUCAUCAACUGAGAUCGAUCGUGGCUUGAACAAAGCCUUGAAAAAUUGCAGUAAUGGCGCAGACUUGACUAGCAAUUUCUUGCCCGGACCUAAAAUGGCCAUCUCUCCAAUACUGCCGAUCACAAAGCACCGAUCUAGAGCAGUGAUCAAGAGUUUCUCAGCUUCCGGCUUGUCACUAAUCAUACCUCCAGGUGAUGAUGUUGGACAGUCACAGUCGAUUGAGUCACCCGGAGGUUCGAGUACAGCCAGCUCCAGAGAUACUUCGCCCUGUCGUGAGCUGUCUCCUCUAGUCAACAGUUUGAAACCGCCGAUAAUCAUUCGCCGAGGUCCUUGUGGCUUCGGAUUCACUGUAAACACAAUUCGAGUCUACUAUGGUGAUACCGACUUCUACACCAUGCAUCAUCUUGUUAUGGCUGUGAACUGUGGUAGCCCCGCAUUUGAGGCUGGGCUGAGACCCGGAGACCUGUUGACUCACAUCAAUGGAGAAGCUGUUCAAGGACUUUACCACACACAGGUGCUACAGCUGCUUCUCUCGGGAGGUGAUCACGUCACUCUGCGCUCUACGCCGCUCGAAAACACUUCCAUCAAGUCGGGAGGAAGAAAGAGAGAACCGGGUCAGAGCAAGUUGGCCAAAAGAUCGCUGCAAAAGCAGCGACGUCAGAAAAGGGAUGUGGGUGACAAAAGGCGCAAGACAUCUCUGUUUCGCAAGAUUAGCAACAAACGAGCCAGCGUCGAAAUGCAGCAGAUGGGAGUGUGUGUUUCAUCUCCAUCACUAGUGACUCCGAGCCGCAGUUUUCAAUCGUUCAGCCGCUCCCUGUCUCAAGGUACUUCGCCACCAGUAGCACCUCAAGCGGUCGAGCCAGUCCAGGCGGCCAAGUGCCUGCGUGCACCUCAAGUGCCUCCCCUGCCCUCUGCCACAAGUCCAUCAGACUCUCCCAACCAGAGUUCAUCCAGUUCAUCAUCUGGUGGAAGUCCUGGGGUCGUUCCAUCCGGCCACUACCAGCGUCCCUCCACACUUCACGGUCUCAAACACAAACUUCACUCUGCUGCCAAGAACGUUCACUCUCCAGGUAGGAGGAAGUCGGUAGGCCACAUUCCUCUCUCCCCCUUAGCCCGAACUCCCUCCCCAUCACCACUGCCAUCCUCCCCCACCCGCUCCCCUAGUCCCCUGGCAUUCCCUCCGGGUCAUCAGCCUGGCAGCUCAAAUACCACCCAGUCCUACAGUCCUGGAUCCUGUUCGAAGAAGAACUGCGGCUUUGGUCGGGCAAAAAGCGCUGAACCUGGCUCUCCUCUCCUGAGAAGAGCUUUGUCGCCUGAUAGACUUCACCCACGAACGGCAGAGACAAACAUAAAGGCGACUUCCAUUUCGCCACUGUGCAAUCCUGCUCUCAAAGUGACUGUAUCAGCGGCUCCACGAGUUACCAUAACUUCUAAGUCACCAGCAGUUUUGAAACCUCUGCCCGAAACAAAGUCUCCAUCAACCACCUCCUUCUCCGCUUCCUCAUCGCCUUCGACCACCAGUGCAAGUGCAACCAAUACGCCAGUGCAACAAUCUUCAACCAAUGACGUGGAAUUUGUAUUGUCAACUGAAGCUGCUGCCACAGCCCGUAACUGCCAACCGUUACCGAGAAUUGCCGAAGAAAAGGACUCGCCAACGGCCAGUAAGGAGGAAGCUGUUGCCAUUGCCACCAAGAAAGCCGCCAUUUCGCCUGAUGAGCCAACACCCACACCCAAGAGCAAGAGCAGAAUAGGCUCAUUCAAGUUGUGCUCUGGCCGGAAGUGGAAGAAUCCUAAGGCGAGCAGCAAGGAUGAAGAACCCUCUCAACGCAAGGCCAAUGCCAAUGCCAGCGCAAGCGCCGACAAGUCAUCAUCUAUUCUCCCUCAUUAAUUUCACUUGAUCUUUAUUAGUAUUUUGUUAUCCCUCUAUUUUUCGACUUAAGUUGUUGACGAUUUCAGUAUUCUUAAUGCAAUGUUGAUCAUUUAAUAAUUAUUGUCUUUCUUGUUGGACAUUCAUUGUAUGUAUGUUAUUUUGUUAUUAUUUUUUGAUAAUAAUUGAUCCCUGUUAUUUAAUACAUACCUUAUAUAUAUAUAUAUAUAUAUAUAUAUAUAUAUAUAUAUAUAUAUAUAUAUAUAAUAUAUAUAUAUAUAAUCUGUUUAUCAACAUACUCCUUCUCGCUCAAGUCAAUCUUAUUUCACUCCAGCUCUUCUCUCAAUGUUAUUUAAUCGUUAAUUUUAUUCAAUCUCCCGCCAAUUAAACAUACUGGAGUGGAUUCAACAAAGCUUUAUAUUUACAAAUAUUUGUGGAUCAAAUAAGAAAUUCAGUUUAUCAUAUAAUAUUCGUGUUUUUAUGUUUAAAUGCUAGAUGAGUGUGAAAUAAUGAAUGAAUGAUGGAUGUAUAAGUGGAAUAGAUUAACUUACUGGCUCCCCCUAGUCAAAUAGUGAGCUGGAAAAAAUCUUUUUAUGCCUCAAGGUUUUUCGAAUGUAUAUUCCACUAUGGCCAUUAUUAAUAAAUUUGUGGAUCAUUCAGUCCCAAAGUGUAAUUUGUAAAUAAUUUAUUUCCCUGCUAAAAAGACUGGGACUUUAAUUUCAUUUUUGGUAAUGUAAAUCCAGUUAACUUGAAAUCAGAGAUAUUUAUAGAAACUUUAUCGCAUUGAAAUUCGAAUGAAAUGCAAUUCAUAAUAAUAAUUUGAAUGAUGGCACAUCAUUUAUACUCAUUGUUUGAGUUUCUAUUGAUUUACUAUAACUAAUAAAAUCAGUUUAAUACUAACUUAUUUUAACCUAUAAUAUCAUUAUAUCUGAAUAUCCAGUAAUGUUACUGGUCACAGUUAUAUCUUCCAAUAUUUUAUUACCUAGCAGUAAAGGUGUAAAGGGACUUACUUUUAUGUAUAUACGUAUGUUAUGUGAGUGAGUGUGUGUGCAUCUCAUUUUGUGCAUUUGUAGUUCAGUCUAAUGUUUAGCACUCCUCUACCUCUAGUCUAUUGAACUUACUGUUUGUUGAAAUGGAUACAGGAACGCUGUGGACUCUUCAGGAAUGAAUCGUAUCUUGUAUGAAAAAAUGUUGCAAUUCAUUGUGUAUUGCUUGGAAUAUUCAAUAGUGAUCAUUAUGUUUGAGCUAAGAUUCAAUUUUCAGUUGAGUUAAUUGUAUUUAAUGUUGUUGGAGGAAUGAUUGGUGUUUGUAUUGAUGUUGGCAUAUUAUUCUAUAAAAAAUGUCUAUAAAUAUACUAAUAGAUUGAAUAGUAUUCUGUGAGGCCCAUACUGUAAGGACAGAGUAGACGCAUGAAUCCCGGCUGAAUUUUUCGGCGCGUUUUCCGUAUAGUAUUGUCUAGCUGAAUAAACGGGUCUCAGCUUUCAGUUGGUCAAAGUAUACCGCCAUAAGAAGCCAUGUUUUAUGUUAAGCAUGUCCUUAUAUUAUGGACUAACACUCCCUUCUUACUAUUGUAAAGGGUAUUUUGGUGUAAAUCUAUAGGUAUUUUGACUAAAUCGUAUUUUUCUCGACGUGAAUGAAUUAUUUUCUUGUCAAUAUGGAUGUAAGAAAUAAUUUUUAAUAAUGAUACUGCUUAUUCUCAAAUCAAAUUUUACUGACAUUAAAAAUAAAUCUACUUUUGGAAUUGAAUGUUGUACUCAAUACUUAUAGCUUUGAACUUAAUCUUGUGUAAUACACGGUUUUAUUGUUAUAAAAAAUUAUUACAAUAUGCAGUACAAUGUAUCUGAUUAAAAAUUAGGAAUAUUAAAAGUUGAAAUCCAUAACUCCAAAUUUGCAGUAAAUAUUAUGGAAUUUGAUAUUAGUAUUUCAAGGAUAUAUGUAUAAAUAUUUUGUCAACUGGUUGAAAAACUGUAGAUUUUUGAAGUAUUGAUAGUAAUUGACUUCUAUUAUCAUACUCACCUUUUCCCACCCCUUCAUACUUGAUUAAAUCAUUAAAAUUAUUAUCCCACUACACUAUUCUACUAUAAGGAUAAAUAUGCAUAAAUUAAGCUGAUAAAGUGAUCCGUGCUUGAUCCACUGGAGAUUCUAAUAUUUUGCAAAUGAUCCUUUUCAAUCUAUUAAUGACAUAAUUUUAUUGAAUUAAUCGUUGAACUUAUCGAAAACGGAACCUUUCUUAAGUUAAUUUAUAAAUAUUUUGAAAAUAAAUUUCGUUUGCUUGCAGUAAAUAUACAAAUAAUAGAUGAAUAUAAACUGAGGUUCUAUAACUAAUUUAUAACUUGUUGAAUUAGUAAACAGUCGAAAAUGUAAUAAUAUAAUUUUUUCUAAUAAAUUCCACUAAUUAAUCACCACUGAUUCUUCAGAUGAUUUAGCUGAUAUAAAGUUUAUCCAAUAUUUGAAGAGGAUAAAUAUAGGCCCAUGAUAAUAGAGGCCUAUGAGGAUGUCGAUUAUAAUUACAAACUUGAAUACAUCCUGCAUAUGUUCACUUAAAAAUCGUUUUUUAAUUUUCUUCAUUGUCUCUAAUAUUUGCCAGUUUUUAAAAUGAUAUUCUAUCUCAUAAAUAUAUGUUUCCGCUAUUAUGUCGUUAUUUCUUCUUUAAUGAAUGCAAUUUAAUGUUGAAUGAUAUUUUACAUGUACUCACUUUUCUUGUUAGGGCUGCCGAAACACAAUGGAAGCUAUUAGAGAAGAGUUGCAUUGCAACUAGUUGUGAUUUGAUGAGAUCAAAAGGCUACUUGAUAACGUUUAUUGUUUUUUAAUAUAUUCUACAUGUAUAUGACGAUCAAUGAAUUACUUUGAACUAAAUACAAAUCAUUCUUUCCCCGUUUUAGUUAAAACAUUAUUUUAAAAUUGUCAGUGUUUCAAUAUUUGUAUAUGUGUUGAUAAUGAUUGAGAAUUUAUUAUACUUUGUAGUUCUAGUGAUAUUCUAUUCAACGUUUCAAUUAAUAUGUGUAUGUAAUAGGAACAACGUUUCAAUAUUCGGGUUGUUAUAAUAUCAUGGAAUUGAGGAUAUUUUCUAUCGAUGGUGUUUCAUGUGAUCUCUUUCCAAGUUUGAAGUUUUGAAUUUUCAACAUUGCUACUUGUACGGUAGCUGUUGUUAAUUUUCCAUCGUAGAUAAUUUAAAAUUGAGUGUGUUGUGUAUUACAUGUGUUCAGAAAAUGAAACGUAUCUUAUAGUUUCGCUUUGAUUAAUUAAAUUUUAUUUUAUUGCAUAUGUACGCUAUCAAUGCUCUAUUAUUUAUUAGUAUAUUAUUAUUGAUAUUAUAAUAUGAACAGCUGAACAGUUGACUCUGUUCUCCGAGCAUCUAUUUUAAAUUUAAUUUAAAAAAAAAAUUGCCAAGGAUUUUAACUCUAUAUUCCUCUAAAAUUGAACACAUCCUUUUAAUACCUUCCUUUUUUAAUGUCUGUUUUAUUUUGGGUUUAUAAUAUUUUUCAACGUUUCUAUUACGACUGUCUAGUCUAUGGACUUAAUUUCCCUUGAUUUCAACCAUUAGGUAAUAAUGUAUUCUUUCUUAUCUUUGAUUAAUCUUUUUUUUCUUUCAAUGAUACAAUCGCUUCAUUUCAACUACUUUUUACUAAAUUUUAACUACUACUCUAUUUAUUUCCUAUCUAUUUAUUCCUUGUCCAUUCAGCAUUUGUAAUCGGGAUAUUGAUUAUUUUUUCCUACACUAAUACUAAAGUUUCUGCGGUGAAAUCCGAUUAUAAAGCAUUGCUAGGUGUCUAAUAUUAGAUACAAUAGCUACAGAGCCGAAUUUUUACAUGCCUAUCUAGAUAAAUUUCAUCUUAUCAAUUCUCAAUCUCAACUCUGUUAAUUUAAAUUAUCAAAAUAAAUUUUCAAUUUUGAUUUUAUACUUUUUGUUUAAUAUCUUGUUUUAGUGUCAAUGCUGUAUGUGUGGUUUAUUCUUAUUUCAAUUUUAUAAUGUCUUGCCUAGCUUUUGCCUUUCUCUUCUCAGGAUCAUUGAUUCUUGAUCCAUUUCACUCACAACUUUCCAUUAUGAUAGCCUAAUUUUGACUAUACUACAUUGGUCUCAGCGCAGGCGCAAUAAUGUAUUCACAAUUUCAUCCCAUUUUCUUUCCAUUUUAAAGCAGUCGUCAGGUAAUGUCAGAGGCCCAGCAAUUGAUCAGUUGCGAUCUGAAAACUCUGACACCAGACCUGAGCCAGCCAGGUCAUUGAAUAUUAUUAUUAUUUUAGAUUAUCAAAAUGUGAAUUAAUUGGCUGAUGUUGGCAGUGGACUGAGGGAUCUUAUUCAAUGUUUGUACCGCUUCUUGGAACCUAGUUUUAUAAUAAAUCAUUUCAUCCCACUUCUAAACUAUGAAAUUCUCUCUCAAUUCAAAUUAGGUUGGUUGACAUUUAUCUCCAGUUCAGUGCGGUUGUUGUGUGGAUCAGAGGGCUUAGCUAGGUGCUUUUAUCAUUUGCUUUAAAGAAGCAUUUACAAAGGUGAAAGUCUGUGCGUGUUGGUGGCUGUUACAUUUUCAAGUGUCAUUGCUUCCAUAAAUUUUUCCCUGCUUUUUGUUGUAUUUCAACAUUUUCAAGUAUUAUUUAUUCAAUUUUUCAUUAUAAACAAGAUUAAAUUAUUAUUAUUCUUUAAGCAUCAUGGGUUAUUAAAAAGAUGGGUCUCUUAUAGCCUCAACUUCGCCCACUACACUCAAUAAUGUAUAGUGUGAAAGUGAAUUCAUCUAUCGCUGUAUGCAAACAGUUGGACAAAUUCUUUUCAUAAUUAUUUUUAUGACAUGAUGCUCGAUGAUUGCAGGAACUAUUCUUCCUUAUUCUAGGCCAUUCAAAAUGUAGUUGUUUGCUGUUAAUAUGAAUCUCGUCAACUGAAGCAUGAAAUCUCUCGAUGAAAUUAAUUGCGAAUUGAUAAGGUUAUUGGCUUUGGAAGUUGUGUACAGUAUUUGAAUAUUCGGCUGUGGUUAUUUUUAGGCCCGUUUUUUAAUCUAUUUUAAGUAAAUUUCCUUCAAACAGUUACUACCACACUAUAAUUAUUUUAUGAAUAUUUGUGUGAAAAGUUGUAAUUUUUCAUUUCCAUUGCUUUAAUUAUUCAUCUUUGAUCAUUUCUAAAAAAUGAAUGCUUCACCUAUACAUAUUGUAUUUGUACAAUAUAUAUAUAUAUAUAUAUAUAUGUACAAUAUUAUGUACGUACAAUAAAUUAACUAUAAUAUUGCCAUUAGAUCAACGAAAUUUUAUAUUUCAAUAAAAUGUAUUAGGCUUAUUGGAAACCGAUAUUUUCAUAUUACCUCAAUGAGAUUGAUUUCGAAAUAGAAUCAAUGAUAUUAAAAAAAUAUCAUUUCAGUGUUGGCUAUUUUCAUUGGAUUUUACACAUUAUCCAUUCAUAAGUUGUUACUCAUUAACAUCAUUCUUUACAAUUUGAUACUACGCCAUUCGUAUUAAAUAUAAUUUAUCAAGUGUAUUCAAUAAAAAAUAUUGUAUAUUAUCAAUUAUCUUUGAUAUGUUUCUAUUCUUAAUUAUCUAUGUUAAGUAGCAAGUUCUUUUUAAAUGCUAUUACUACAUCUAGUGUACAUUUUGAUUGUUAUUUUUCGAAAAUGUUCAAUCAUUAAUCUUUAGUGUUUUAAUUAUUCAUCUUCUAUAAUAUCUGAAAGGAUAGGCUUCUCAUAUUAUAUAUUUUUUUUAAUCUGGCCAUAUACUCAACGAAAUUUUAGAUUUUAACAAAUGAAUGAAAAAAUGCUACUCGAAUUGAACUUUUCGUUAUUUUAUUGUGUUCGAUUUUAAAAUAGAAAUUCUCAAUAAUUGAUUAACGAAUCCACAUUAUUAGAUAUGAUAUUACUUUUAAUAAUGAUAUCAAUUUUGAAUCUAAUUUCCUAUGAGCAAUUUAAUAUUCAUAUGAUGAGUGAUGAAAUUGUUUUUUAUUUGAAUUUGUCAAUUAUAUUCAAUAAAAAUAAUUGAAUAAUGUCAUAAAAAUGUUGAAUUAUAAAUUCAUAAAUUGAUAUUUGUGUAUAUUAUCUGUUUCUCUUGAUUACGUAUUUCAUAAGUAUUAUUGCUCUAUUGCCAUACUCGAUCAUUAAUCUGUGUGUCAAUUUCAUUCAUGACUAUAUAUUUCAAAUAAUAAUUCUUCAGAACCAUAAGUGUA